UUAGUGUAUUCCCAGAUCAACAACACUGGGUACAUAUGUGGUGUAGUGUAUUCCCGUGCAUUGGGAUGAAGAUAACGCAAUCAUACAUCAUUUAUGAACAUCUAUAUAUGAAAAAUUAACAUGCAUCGGCAUUCCCUAUUUCGUUGCAAAUGUUCAUCUCAUUACCAGCUUAUCCGUUUGCCACUUCCAACCAGGUAUAUUGUACAAAACAUUGUAAUCUGUUCCACUAUCGCCCUUUAACAAUGAAAACCAGCUACCAGAUUCACGUAUGGCUUGGGACAGCAGCUGGGACAAACUCGGAACGUUGUGAGAGCGGGACGCCUGCCUGGCCUUCCUAUCAGUCACACUGGCUUUGUUUGGGUAGAGCAGACAGGUUGUUAUGAUGUGGAUCUACGUCGCGGUGCUCGCCCUGAUCUCGGAGGCCGUUGCAGGUGAGACAGAUCUUCAUAUAGAUGUUGUCACACAAAAAGGUGACGCGGCCACUUCUCUUCAGUCACUGUUUGACCAGUUUUACCAGUGGCGACUAAGGGAAUCCCCCGAGAUGGCCACUGUCCUCAACGUGCACGACUACGACGAUGUGUUGGAUAAAUUUGGAUUUGGGGAAAUGGACUUCCAAAAGGCAAAGGUUGAUGAGUUUCUAGUGAGUCUCGGUAAGAUCGACUACAACUCUCUGCCCAGACAACAACGGUACAACUACGCCGUCCUGAACGACACACUCACCACCGUGUCGCAGGGAUACCAGUGGAGACUGUAUGGCGCUCUAACCCCGAUCAACUUCCUGCAGGGCAACCAGGUCAAUCCCGGCUUUCUUCUCAAGGUCACACCAUUCUCCACACAGAAGGACUACGAGAGCUUCAUCUCCCGACUUGCAGCUGAACCCACACAGGUGUCGGACAAAAUCAGUCUGAUGAGAGAGGCUAUACGGUUGGGAAGAACCAGCAAUGCGGUGUCGAUGGACCGGAUUCCUGGGCAAAUAGAUGACUUGGUCAAGGACGAUCCGAGCGAGUUUAUCUUCUACAGACCAUUUAAAACCGAUCUCAACAAACUCAAUCUGACCGGCAUUGAGAAGACAAAUCUGAGAGCUCGGGCUCUUAAUGCAUCCACGCAGUACAUCAGAGCUUUGAAGCAACUAAAGGACUUCAUUCUACGAGAGUACAUCCCCCAUGCCCGAGCAUCCUACGGUGUUGGUGGACUCAACCAAGGGGCAAACUACUAUGCUCAGGUGUUGAAGUGGCACCUCACAGUUGACACCCCUCCUGGGCGGGUUCAUCAGAUAGGCUUCGAUGAAGUUGCACGGAUCAGCAAGAACAUGAGGCAGAUAAUGCAGAAGCAGAAUUUUAAUGGUACCAUCGAAGAAUAUUUCACCAUGCUGAGUAAAGAGCCUCGAUUUCAUUUCAAAACAGCGGACGAGAUUAUUGCCAGAUACCAGGACCUAAUCUACAACAGAUUCUACCCCGCUUUACCAAAGAUGUUCAAGAACAUACCAACACACAAAGUCAAAGUAACGAAGAUGGCUACAGAUGGUCCGCCGGCCCAGUACAUGCCCGGGUCCUCUGACGGGUCCAGAGAAGGCGAGUUCCAGGCCAAUGUCUUCAGGCCCAAUGAAACUGACAGCUUCACAAUGGUGGGAUACGCCCUUCACGAAGCAGUACCUGGCCACCAUCUCCAGAUAGCCAGACAACAGACCUCAGACUUGCCCGACUUCAGGAAGGAAGAUACCGGCGGUGUCAGAUAUAGUGCGCCUUUCUCCUUCCCCGCAUACACAGCCUACAUCGAGGGUUGGGCGUUAUAUGCUGAGUCGGUCGGAGAAGACCUUGGUCUGUAUGUCGACGAUUAUGAACUAAUGGGUCGAUAUAGUAACGAAAUGUUAAGGGCAUGCAGACUGGUGGUUGAUACUGGAAUACACUUUAUGGGGUGGACUAGGGAUCGUGCCAUUAGCUUCUUUAAACAGUACACGGCAUUGAGUGGAGGAAAUCUCGUGAACGAGAUCGACCGCUACAUCACGUGGCCAGGACAGGCAUGCGCAUACAAGAUAGGAGAACUGAAGAUCCAUUCUCUAAGAGAAACAGCAAAGAAUGCCUUAGCUACGACGCAGACGGGUUGAUUCAAGCAAAAACCUGCAGUAAACAAUGUUUGUUGGGAGCGAUAAGCCUGAAACAGGGUUCGGGAUAGUUAUUCUUGACUGGAAGUGGGGGAUUGUGUCAUGGUUACAAGGCGGCAUAGGUCAUUUUAUUCGAUACAGCGGUGGCUGCCAUGUUUGCUACUUCGAUGUAAACACAAGUUCCCCUCUCUCUCACUUUCCUCCUUCACGUGUCAAGGCUCCAAGUUUGACAUCCGGGACUUCCACGAGGUAAUCCUGUCAGCUGGGCCGGUUCCUCUGUCACUGCUGGAAACAAUCGUCAUCGACUGGAUCUCAGACUCUCUUAAAGCGAAACCCAGUCAAAUGUCAACAUCCGGGCAC
Haliotis rufescens (red abalone) is the source of this 2461-nucleotide messenger RNA. RefSeq lists its product as uncharacterized. The record is from RefSeq and is a predicted model, not a curated record. Bases 380 to 2104 code for a protein of 574 amino acids. NCBI's taxonomy places the organism in Eukaryota, Metazoa, Mollusca, Gastropoda, Lepetellida, Haliotidae. The transcript is spliced from 18 exons.